AGGUGACAAAAACCAAGCGUAAAAUUUUCACAAAACCCAUUGAAUAUUCAUAAAAUAAUAUCGGAAAGUGUAGAAUAUGGACGUUUACAAUCAUUAGAAAGUGUACUCAGUACAGUGUACGUUAAAUAAUGAGUGUGUAUUUUGUUUCUGAGCGUUUGUUGUAAUUGUUCAAAAUGUAUACUCUCAAGGGUAUAUUUCCAGAACCAACAGAACUACCACUUUCAGAAAAGGAGCAGAAAAAAAACUUCAUAAGGGAAAACAUGAAACAGCUUAAAUAUAUUCAAGGCAAGUCGCCCAAAGAGUCACAACAGGGUCUGACGAGCGUCCCCCCGCGGGUCUCUAGACAGCCAGCCGUCGCCCUCAACAAGGUAAAGUCCUCGCCCUCCAGCAAGAGUGGUAAAGCUACCCUCUCUAUCGGGAAAUCCAUAGGCAACUCACGGAAGAAACUCACCGAUGUUCGGUUAAAGAAAGGUGAUAUGGCUGAGUUCUUAGAAAGGAAAGAGAGACGUGCCAAGCAAGUUAAGGAAGAAGAGACGGAGGAAGAGGAUGUUAAAUCUACAGAUUCAUCUGGAUGCUUGAAAGAUAUAGGCUGUCAGACUAUUGAGUCAAAUCUAGCACAACAACUAACUGAAUGCACUAAACUUACAAUGAUAUACCCUAAAAAAGAGGAUGAGGAAGCUAAGUUGAGAGCGAGCGGGGACUCCGGCCUUCAAAAUCAAGUGACAACUUCUAAGGGACGUAAGGGAAGUGAUGAAAUUGAGUCGGAGAGGAAUCGCAGUCGGCUAAAUGCUAUCUUGGAACGGAAAGACAGAGACAAUAAAGAUCCUUAUUUACCAUCAGGCUACCAGCGCGGCGUGGUGCCCGCGUACCUGCGCGCGCGCCGGGACGGCGGCGGGGCGGGCGCGGGCGCGGGGGCGCGGGCGCGGGCGCGGGCGCGGCGGGCGCCGAGCCGGGCGACGAGUGCCCGCCGGGGCAACGUGGCGCUGCCCGACCAGGAGCGCAAGGAGACGCUGAGGAUGCUUAGGAAUAGUUUUGCGGAACUAGUAAGCGAACUGAACAAGAUGCCCGUGAAGACCGACACGCUGCGCAUGCGCAACCGCAAGAUGGAGCUCGAGAAGCAACUGGCCAAGCUCGAGGAGGGCAUCAAAGUCUUCUCGAGGCCCAAGGUCUUUGUUAAGAUCGGCGAAUAGUUACAGUGCUUGCCUGCGUAGGGGUUUCCGUUCGUGGUGCCCUAAAACUCAUGAGCGGAGUUUAUCAAGUUUAAAUUUGGAACUCUAUGGUCAAGUGUCCACUUUUUUUUAAUCUAUGGGAGCGGGAUUGAGUACCGUAAAAUGGGG
Molecule: messenger RNA, 1337 nt
Organism: Leguminivora glycinivorella
Lineage: Eukaryota; Metazoa; Arthropoda; Insecta; Lepidoptera; Tortricidae
Exons: 4
Coding region: 174-1190 (338 amino acids)
Cellular component (GO): cytoplasmic microtubule
Source: RefSeq, a predicted model, not a curated record